AUGACACUUGCUACAUUUCUGAAAGUUCACCCUCCGACCUUUAGGGGAACCUCAAAUCCCACAGAUGCAGAUAAUUGGAUUCAAGCUAUGGAACGGGCACUGCAGGCUCAGCAGGUUCCUGAGGAGCAAUGGGUUGAGUUUGGAACUUAUCAGCUGCAGGGUGAGGCUCAGCAUUGGUGGCAGAGGACACGACGUAUCCUGCAGCCAGAUGGCGCUGUGAUUCCUUGGGAGGUUUUCCGAACAGAGUUCUAUAAGAAAUACUUUCCUAAUUCAGCCAGAAAUGCCAAAGAACUUGAAUUGAUGCAGUUAAAGCAGGGACAGAUGACUAUUGCUGAGUAUACUAGCAGGUUUGAGGAGUUAUGUCGCUUUUCUCGUAUUUGUCAAGGUGCGCCUGAUGAUUUUGCUGAGUGGAAAUGUAUUAAGUAUGAGGGAGGUCUUCGAAGUGAUAUUCUGAGCUUCGUUGCACCAAUGGAGAUCAGAGUGUUUUCAGAACUGGUAAACAAAAGUAGAGUUGCUGAGGAUUGUCUGAGAAAGGCGACAUCAGAUAAGAGUGAUCAGCGAAUUUUUGUUAGGAGAGAUCAGGGAAGGAACUUCGCCCCUAGAGGACCAGAUUUUAAGCGAGGCGGUUACACCCGACAACCACAUUUGGGUCAGAAUAACUUUCAGAGAUUCAGUAAUAAUAACAGCCAGGGAAGAGGCAAAGGAAAACAAGCUCAAACCCCACCGAAUGAUUUAACUUGUAGAAGGUGUGGAAAGUACCACCCGAAUACUCCGUGCAGGGCUGGUUUAGGUGUAUGCUAUUACUGUGGUGAAGCUGGGCAUUUGUCUUGGAAUUGUCCAGAAAAGAAGAAGAAUUAA
Molecule: messenger RNA, 858 nt
Organism: Arachis stenosperma
Lineage: Eukaryota; Viridiplantae; Streptophyta; Magnoliopsida; Fabales; Fabaceae
Exons: 1
Coding region: 1-858 (285 amino acids)
Molecular function (GO): nucleic acid binding; zinc ion binding
Source: RefSeq, a predicted model, not a curated record